This is a messenger RNA of Vitis riparia (riverbank grape), 7102 nucleotides long. Its product is annotated as disease resistance protein RUN1-like. Gene Ontology annotation, biological process: defense response; signal transduction. The record is from RefSeq and is a predicted model, not a curated record. Bases 277 to 3567 code for a protein of 1096 amino acids. The transcript has 7 exons. Lineage: Eukaryota; Viridiplantae; Streptophyta; Magnoliopsida; Vitales; Vitaceae. Gene Ontology annotation, molecular function: ADP binding; protein binding.
AACAAUGGAAUGCCAUCCAACUUUACUAAUAUCACGCGGUUUGCAUCUUUCCUGUGACCCUUCAAUGUGUUUUCGUCUACACCUCCCUCACUGCAAUUCCAUCUGCAUCUGCAUCAUCGUCACUUGUCACUGUUAUUCGCCAUUCUCUUCCUCACAUUUCUCACAGCUUUGUUCUUUAAUUACAGCCUCCCAACUGUAUUCGUUUCAUUUGUUCAUGAAGGGAUAACUUUGAAGUCACAACUCGUUUCUCAGACUUCAUCUCUCCACUGCUUCGCAAUGGCUAUUUCUUCUUCUUUCGAACGGGGCUAUGAUGUGUUCCUGAGCUUUAGAGGAGAAGACACCCGCAAUAACUUCACUGCCCAUCUCUGUAAGGAGUUACGCACCAAAGGGAUCAACACUUUCAUCGAUGAUGACAAGCUUGAUAGAGGCCAAGUCAUAUCCCCUGCGCUUGUCGCAGCUAUUGAAAACUCCAUGUUUUCUAUCGUUGUUUUGUCAGAAAACUACGCAUCUUCUGGAUGGUGCUUGGAGGAGCUGGUGAAAAUACUAGAGUGCAAAGAAUCAAGGGGACAGAGGGUUCUCCCUAUUUUCUACAACGUGGAUCCCUCAGAUGUGAGAAAACACAUGGGAAAAUUUGGAGAAGCAUUGGCUAAACAUGAAGAGAUUUUCAAGGAGAAUAUGGGGAGGGUGCAGAUUUGGAGGGAUGCUCUCACUCAAGUUGCCAAUUUAUCCGGUUGGGAUUCACGGAAUAAGAAUGAAGUUAUGCUUAUUGAGGAAAUUGUCUCUGGCAUUUUGAAUGAAAUAAUCCAUAUACCAUCAAGUGAUGCUGAGGACCUAGUGGGGAUAGAUUCUUCCAUACGUGAACUGGAAUCACUAUUAUGCAUGGAGUCAACUGAUGUUCGAAUGAUAGGAAUUUGGGGCAUGGGGGGCAUAGGGAAGACAACCCUUGCAGGAGCUAUUUAUGAUAGAAUUUCCAAUCAAUUUGAAGGUUGCAUCUUUUUUGAAAAUGUUGGAGAAGAUUUGAAAAGACAAGGUAUUGAUGGCUUACAAGAGAAAUUUCUUUCAAAAAUAUUAGGAUGUAAAAAUCUAAGUUUAACUGGACGCACUUUAAUAAAGGCAAGAUUCUACUCCAAAAAAGUCCUCCUUGUCCUUGAUGAUGUAAAUGAUUCAAUAGUAUUAGAAAAGUUACUUCCACAACGUGAUUGGUUUAGUCCUGGAAGUAGAAUCAUUAUAACAACUAGGAACAAAGACUUGUUAAGCAUGCAUGGAGUAAAGGAAACAUACAAGGUCAAGAAAUUAGAGGGCAAUAAAGCUAUGAAGCUCUUCAGUCAUUAUGCAUUUAAACGAGACCAUCCCAUAGAGGAUUUUAUGGAGCUAUCUAAAGACGUACUCGUGUACACUCAAGGCCUUCCAUUAGCUCUUAAAGUUUUAGGCUCUCUUUUGUUUGGUAGGAGCAAGCAUGAAUGGGAAGGUGAAUUGGAUAAACUAAAAAGAAUUCCUAAUAUGGAGAUUCAAAGAGUGCUUCAAAUAAGCUAUGAUUAUCUGAAUGACAAUGAAAAGGAUAUAUUCUUGGAUAUUGCUUGUUUCUUUUUGUGGGAGGACAAUGAUUAUGUUACAAAAAUCUUAGACAGUUGCAAUUUUUUCCCAAUUAGUGGAAUAAAAGCUCUCAUAAAUAAGUCUCUCAUAACUAUUUCUGAUAACAAGAUAAAGAUGCAUGAUUUGCUACAAGAAAUGGGUAGAGAGGUUGUUCGCAAAAAGUCCCCUAAAAUGCCUGGCAAAUGGAGCAGGUUGUGGAAUCAUGAGGACAUUUCUUAUGUGUUGAAAAAAAAUAUGGGAACAGAAGAAGUUGAAGGCAUAUUCCUCAACUUGUCUCAUUCGGAAGAGAAACUAGAAUUUACAACUCAAGCCUUUGUGAGGAUGAAUAGACUUCGAUUGCUUAAAGUCUAUAAAGAUGACAUUUCAAGAACCUUCCAAGACACCUCCAAAAAGGCAAAUUGUGAAGUGCAUUUUUCCCAAGACAUUAAAUUUCAUUAUGAUGACUUAAGAUUACUAUAUUUCCAUGGAUACCCAUUAAAAUCAUUGCCCAAUGACUUUAAUCCAAAGAAUCUUGUUGACCUCAGCAUGCCUUAUAGCCACAUUAAACAAUUGUGGGAAGGAAUCAAGGUUCUAGAAAAAUUAAAAUUCAUGAAUCUCAGGCACUCUAGAUAUCUACGAGAAACCCCGGAUUUCUCUGGGGUCGUCAACCUUGAACAGUUAGUUCUUGAAGGUUGUACAUCUUUGUGUGAGGUUCAUCCUUCUCUUGUAGUUCUGAACAAACUCAAUUUCCUGAGUUUGAAGAACUGCAUAAUGCUGAAGAGUCUUCCAAGCAACAUUUAUAAUCUAAAAUCUCUCGAAACCUUUGAUGUUUCUGGUUGCUCAGAUUGUGUGAACUUAAAAUGGCUAAAGGAGCUCUGUGCAGACAAAGGAACACCAUCUACCUCACACUUGAUGCCAAGGAGUUCAAAUUCCAUUUGUUUCAUGUUGCCUCCUUUCCCAGUUUUGUGUUCCUUAACAAAACUAAACCUAACAAACUGCUUUAUAUCAGAUAGCGCAAAUCUCGGUAAUCUUGGCUUCUUAUCUUCGCUGAAAUCCUUAAAUUUGAGCGGAAACCACUUUGUUACUUUGCCUUCGAGCAUCAACCAACUUUCUCAACUGAAAUGGCUGGGGUUGGAAAAUUGCAAAAGACUUAAAGCACUCCGGGAGCUUCCAUCAAGCAUAGAAGAGAUCAAUGCACAUAAUUGCACAUCAUUAACCACACUUAGCUCUGGCUUCAAACUGAAGGGGGAUCCCUUGUUGCCCCCACUUGAGCCUGCUUCCCCAGAGCUAGAAACCAGUAUUCCAGAGUUGUUAAAAGCUGCAUUCAGCCUUGUUAUUCCUGGGAGAAGAAUACCAGAUUGGAUCGGGAAUCAGGACUGGGGUAGUGAAAUAGAAUUAGAGCUACCUCCAAGUUGGUUUAAUUCCAAUGUCCUGGCUUUUGCUUUUGCUGUAGUCUAUAGUUUCCCACUUCCGCUCAGUCACAGGAGCAGUGGUUGGGUUAGUGCAGACUGCAACUUCUAUUCCCAUCACAGUUCUUGGCACUAUGCUGUCUAUCCUCAGACUACUCUAAGGGGAGGAUUGGAGUCAGAUCAUUUGUGGCUGCUUUGUGUACCAUUUCCCUCUUCUAUCAAUUUUGAUGAAGUGAUUCGAAUUAAGGCUUCAUUUGACAUUUUACUCCGAAUAGGAGUUUGUGCAAUUAAGAAGUGUGGGAUUGAUCUAGUGUACAGGAAUGAAGAGGUGAAUGGCAACAAUAUAGCAAUGAUCCAAUACAUCUCUCCUCCUCCUAAUUCAACUCUUCUCCUUGAAGAAAUCCAUGAGGGGGAUUCCAGUGGAAGUGGGUGGUCUUAUGAUGGCUCAGAAUCAGAGAAUUCUGAUUACUAUAAUUCUUGUGAUGGGGAAACCAGUGAAAGUGGGUGGUGUAGUGAUGACUCAGAAUCAGAGAUGCAGCCCGAGAAACGCUUGAAAUGGAGCUCUAAUCAGGACAAUGAGGAUUGAAGUGGUGAAUGACAAUAAUCUAACACUAACCUAAUUCAACUUUUAUCUGUCCUCACAAUUCAACUCUCCUCCUUGAAGUCCUAACACAUUUGGAGGACCCACAUAUACAAUGAUAGAGCAAAAUAGUGGAUGCUACAGUAAUACAAGGGAGUCCUGUUAAUUUAUUUUGUGAAUUCAAGUCGAUAUGAUGAGAUCUUCAUUCCCUGAAGCCAGUUACUUCAUCAUAUUUGUUAACCUGCUGGUCACUUGUCGUUGGAGGAUGAACCUGGUGACAGUUGUAAUAGAUGUCUUUAAGUGGCUGAGUAAGUUGAGAAGCACUGAAGCCUCAUUGAAUAUAGAUGGCAUACCUGACCAAGUAACCAAACAGAGGGAGCAAAUUCAUUCAAGAAUGGCAUUAGCGUCUCCACCCUUUAUUCUGUUGGUAUCCAUUGUGAAUCUCUCAACUUUGUGGUGGAGUAGCUGCCACAAGUUCAUAUGGACUAAACUUAUGAUCUCAACCAGUCGGUCUGAGAAGAUACCAUAUUCCAGAGAAGGCUUGAUGACUUCUACCAUGGAUAACCCAGCAUAAGUUGUUUCUCUGGUAAUGACUCACACACUUGCAACCUUGAGAUGUAGCCGAAGUUUAUGAUUUCUAACUGUUUGAAUACUGCAUACUGGGUUUCUUCAUUCUGGUCAUGACUGAAGCCUUAACACAUUCAAAGGACCCACUGAUACCAUGAUAGACCUAAAGGGAAUAAAUCCAUUCAAGAAUGACACUAUCUUCUUGGUUACUGUUCAUUUAUACCAUUUGGUUUCUGGGGAUGUCAUUAUUUUUCUUACUUAAUGAUAUGUUGUUUGUUUCUUAUUGUAAGUGUUUAGCUAGGUUGACAAUUUUGGAUAAAAUUCCUAAAUGUCUCCUAACUUGAUUUUUCCAAUCCUUCUUCAAACUACUUGCCUAAUGAAGAUCAAGUUAUUGAAUUUGUCAAGAAACCAAAGUAUGUAGUUGAGGUUGGAGUUGGAUGGAAUUGAAUCAAGUAUAUUAUUUAAAUGUUUUUCUUAAAAUAUUUUUGGAGUUAAGAAGGCUUGGGAAACUUUUUUUUUUUUUUUUACUAAGUGUUCAAAAUACCCUGUUCCAGGAUUGAUCCAACUUUAGGUCAGAUCGAUUCAAGUUGCACUUUCUUGAUGAAAUCUCAUUUGUUGGAUUAAGGGCUUCCUUCAUUUAAAAACCUAAAAUUGUUUCUUGUGCUGUAGAGAAAGACAUAACAACAACCAUCCCUUUUGGUUCUCUUCUCCUUUCCUAAUUUGGGAUGUUUGGUUGCCAAGAAAAUCCAACUUUCCUAUUGUUUGCCAAACUGUUUUCAAUGAAUUUUCUUGAGAAAAAAAUGAGUUAGAUUCUUCAUUCGUUCAUUUCUCAAUUUCGAAACUAUUGGGUUUGGGUAAAAACCCAUUUUCUACUUGUGUAGAUUCAAGAAGAGGCCAAGAUCAAGCUUGAUGUGGACUCCAAGUGUGCUCCGAAAGAUGAAGGUGAGAAGCUGAAAUUGAAAGGUGUCAAUCAAGUGGCUUGGGAAGGAUUGGUAGGCUUUAGCUAGCUAAAACCUUGUAUUCAGUUUUUGUUCUUCAUAGUAGACAUUUUUAAUCGGUUGUAGGCCCGUGGUUUUUUAUCUCUUCGGAUGUUUUCCACAUUAAAAUUUGGUGUCAUUGUCUCUUUCUCUCAUUCUACUUUUUGAUUUAUUUUCAGUUUUUAAUAUCAUUGAUUACUUAGGUAUAUAUGUUGAAUGGAAGAAAAAUGAGUUGAAAUAUGUGUGAUUAUCCUUUGGAUAUCUUGAAUAAUUUUUCUAUUCAUUUUGAUUGAUGAUAUCUUAUAGUAAUUGGAAAUGAGGUAAGGAGAUAAUCGUUUUUAUGAAUUAAUCUUAGGGAGUGUUGAAGCAUUUGCAUGUGACUUGCAUUUGAAAUUUGUUGGGGGAGCGUUGUUGCAUUCAUAUUUGCAUGUGAUCUCUACUUUGUGUUUGAAAAUAUUUGUAAAGAAAAGUAAAAUUAGUUAAAAUCUUAAGGUUAGAUACCUUGUGUUGGAAGACCUUGUAAAUUGGUCAAUAAGACCCAUUCACUCCCCUUUAGGUGUAGUCCAUCUUUGAGAUUCACCUUUCACUUAUCAUCGAGUCUUCCCUAAAAAUAAAAUAUUACUAAGGUAGUGUUUGUUUUUUGGUUGAAUAAAAAAAGUCAAAACAUUUGGUCUUUUCUAUUUACCUAAAACUAAUUUGUUAAUAUCAACCUCCAUAACGAAAGUGAAUUUGUUAUCAAUGAGUUCAAUUUAGUUAUGUUGGUUAAUGUCAACAGGUUAUUUUUAACUUAAUAGGAAAAACUACAUAUUUUGACUAUUGAACAAAAAAAAAAAAAAAAAAACACCACCUAAGAAUUGAAAGUUUUUGUAACACCAUUGGUAUUGAUUUUGCUUAGAAACAGCUAUUUCAGAAAUUCUGUGUGAUUAAUCAAUAUUUAUCAUGUAUGUUUGUGGUUGAUUAAAAUCGUGUAUAAAUUGCCUCUUGAUUAAUUCUUGGAGGAUCUACAUGAAUUUCACCAUAGUGGUGAGGUGGCUAAAAUUCAUAGGCUUCUUGGUAUAUACCCAAUAAGAUAGACACCUGUUUGUUCAUAAUUUCUAGAUUGCCAUGCAUAAUAUAAAGUGAUCAUCACUGAAGGAGUUUAAUGAACAAAUGAAGUCAGUUUCAAACAUAAGUAAUUUCUUGUUCUUUUGGAACUAGAUUUUAAUUCUUGUUUGCAGUGGGCUUUUAAGAGCAUUUUGGGUUGCAUUGGUAGUAUUAGCUUAAAAGUUUUGGAGGUUUAGAAGAGGCUGAAGGUGUUUGGCAAAGGGAUUUCGAUUUCUCCGUAGGUUGCUUUCUUGCUCAAUUUUAAAUUGCUUAGUUUGUGUUGGUUUCUUGUCUGGAAUGUUUAAUUUAGUAGUAGAGGCUUGUUUGGCAUUGAUAAAAGGAAUAAUUGAAUUUCCGGUUGGUAUCAAAUUUGAACUAUGCUAUGGAGCAAGGAAAAAGGUGAACAAGAUUUAAGCCAGAACCUUGACAUCUGUCUCAUUCUCUAGGUCUUCAGUUGCUAUGCCCCUACUUCUUAUUGUUUUAACAGUAUGGAAGUUUGUUAUAUUUGUUGUUUUGCAGUCAAAGGUGUAAUCCAUACAAGCCCUAGUAACAUAUUUUGUGAAUUGGAGUUCGAUGAUAUUCAUUCUCUUGAUCAGUUUGAUGAUAAUAGGCAAAUUCCUUUAUGAGAGGAAUUGAAAGUGAUAAAUGGGAGGGAAUGAAAAAGGAUAUUGUUUCUAAAAUAUGUUUAUCUCAUGCUUAAUCAUUUAAUUUGCAUUAGUAGUUAGAUAUUGAAGAUUAUACAUCAAUUUACUUAACAUAGAUUUAUGGAAAAAUUAAUCGGCAAAAUAAAUUAGAUGAUUUUUUUUUUUACUUAAUUCUAAAUAAAAUUUAAAACUAAGUAGUGUUUGAUAAUGUUAAAUAUAAGUUGUUUACUUUUUUAAUAUUUUAUUUUUAGUAAGUAUUAAGAAGUUAGG